AUGAAUUUGUUUCGAUCUACUUAUCUAUUAAUUCUCAGGCCAAUUAUCGCCUUGAGCUUAAUUAUACAGCUCGCAUUUUCACAGUUCAUGUCUUUAAAUCACAAACCAAAAGAAUUGGAGGGGCCCACUAUUAUUAAAAAAAUGCCUAGCAGUGACAUUUGUAAUCUUAAGGAAUUGGACAAAAUGUCUUAUAAUUGUAGCCCUUUAGAGAACUCCAAUAAUGCAGCUUAUUUGGAAAUUAGAUGUGAUUUGAUUUCUAAAGAAGACAGCAAUUUUCUUCUAUUAGGUGAUUGUGGUAAUCUUACUGAUUUAAAUGGUGAAUUAGUUUCUCUUAACCAUUGUAAGAAAUUUACCUGUGAUGUUGAAGAUGAUACUUUAGAUGAUACUUUAAGUUUACUUGUCAUAAAAGUAUCAGGAAAAGAUGAAUAUUUAAAAGCUAUGGAACACUUUAAAAGAGAUUUUAGAUUUAAAGAAUCUAUUAGAAAGAUGAAAUUAUCUCCUAUUCCUAUUCAUGUCUUGUACAAGAAAACUAAUCUUUUCUUAGAUUUAUCUAAUAGAUCCAAUACAUGGAUUUCACCAUUUUAUAAUAAAUAUAUUGCUUAUUAUAUUGGAUCUGAAGAACAUAUUCCAACUUUAGAUUGGGGUCUACAAAACUUUGAUACCAAUUUUCUCAAUAAUUUUAUUCAUACAAAAAAAGAGAUUGAAUCAGAAAGUUAUGAAAACACUGUUAUUGCAAUGUCUGAAUCAGUUGUUGCUAUUCUUUGGGUCUUAUCAACUAUUAUGGAGAUUUACUGGACUAGAGCAAUUGAUCCGUCUCUAACUAAUAUGGAUGGAUUUGACCCUCAAACAUCAUCUUUUGAUACUGGAUUAACCUGUAGAGCAUAUUGCUCUCUAAAUUUCUCAUCAUUCAUUUUUAAUAUGAAGCCUUUUACUGAUUUUGCUGCUCAUGAUAAUGUUCAAUCUGGUGAAGAUACAAAAAUUGAGGAUUUUUAUGUUGAGAAUAUUAAAGAGAUCUUUUUAUACUCUAAGAUUGACUUAGAUGCAUUUUACAUUGCACACUCCCCCAAUGAAAUUAAUGCUAAAAGCUCUAAUAUGUCUCAAAACGAUUUCUUUAAUAAGCCUUUUCCUUGUAUGUCUAAGUACAAAAAUUAUAGAAAACUUAAGAGAACUGCUUUUGAUGAAUAUUCUACUAACAAUGUUGAUAAAAACAUUACUGGUUUAUCUGGUCUUAACAAAACUGUUAAUGAGGAUAUACUUGUUCUUGUUAAUAUCAUACACCGUAUCUUUUCAAAGUACAUUAUUGAAUUAUUCCAAAACACUAAACAGGUUUUGGAACAUAGUGAAAGAUUUAAUUCUUACUUUGAAAUAUACCAGAAAUUAUUUUCUUAUAUAACAAAGAUUAAGUCUGAGGUAGAUCAAGUCUGUGGUAGGAAAGCUUUCAAAGCAUAUAUUAAAAAUUUACAAGGGAAAAGAGCCAACAGCAGUAGUAAUAAAAGAAACAGAUCUAAAGAACAAAAACAUGAUGUUUUGGAAGAUGAAUCAGUUUGCUCAUUAAGUUACAGUUUUGAGAUUGUUAGAAAACUCGAUUAUUUGUUCUUUGAAAUGAUUAAAAGUUACGAAAGUAGUGAACAAUUUAAAAGGAUUCAAUUAAACUCUCCUGAGUAUCUUUUAAGAUCAACAUAUUGUUUCUCAAAGAUUCUCUUUGAAAAUAACUACAAGGAUAUCCCAAAUGAAUUAAUAAUAAAAGCUGUUCUUUUUAAUUCAGUUAUUAAUAAGUAUCAAACAAGUACUGAGAAAUCUAUAAAAUCUGAAUGCUUUAAAGAGUUGAGAUAUGGAGAUCUUUCUCAACUUGUGGAUCUUGAAAGCAAUACUCAGAUUUGUGAAAGCUAUUCUACUUGUAUGUUUAAUAAGGAGUCUUUGAAUAUCAGUGUAGACCUUUUUAAAAGGCUUUCAAAUAUUGACAAAGAAGGAGGUUUUCAUGAGAAAUCUGGACUAAUUAAAGAGAUGUGUAUAUAUUCAGACAAGAUUUUAUCUCUAAAUUUAAUUAAAAGUAAUACAAAAGAAUCCAAUACUGAGGCAAUAUUUACAAGCUGUCAGGGGUUCCGUCUUUUACAGCUUUCUCUUAGAACAUCACAACUCCAACAAGAAGUUUCUAUUUUCAAAUUUAGACAUACACUUGUGGAUAAGAAUGGUAAUUCUUAUUUCAUUCCAGAUUCUUCCACUGUUAGUUAUUUAUUAAUUAAUGAUUUUUGUAUGGAUCCUGAAAUCACACCGCUUAUUCAGUGUAAUUUUGAUUGGGAAGCAUUUCAGAGUUUAGAGGAGUUAAGAAAAUCAGGAAAAGGAGACAAAUACAAAAGAUCAACUAAUUUGAUUAUAUUACAUGAUGGAUAUAUUAUAAACACUCCUUUAUACUUUAGAGAAAAUACAGACUUUGAUUUUGUUUCCCUUUCUAAUGGAGUUUUAUUUGCUCGUAUUUUGGAUAUGGAUAAUAAAUCUAACUUAAGACUUACUUAUUUCAAUGGACUUCCAUUUCCAUAUCAUAAUAAUAAUGAGGAUUUAAAGAGGAAAAUUUGCGAAAAGUACCCAAGUAAGUUCACUUAUAAACCUGAAUCAUCUAAUCCACAGAAGGUAUUGGUAUUAAAGCUUAGCUAUGCUUCAAGUCCAAUUUCAUUUAUAGUAGAUGGUGAUUACUAUGAUAAUAAGACUUUGAUUAGAAACUCUAGAAUUUACAAAGAAAAGUUUUCAGUAAUAGACACACCAGGAUUAUCUAUACCUUUGACUCCCUCUAUAAUUCAAAUUGAAAGUACCAGUAGAUCAAAGUCAGUAUGUAACUCAAUAUUAUUUCCUUACAUGAUGAUCCAAGAGUUUGUGAAUCCUAUUAAUUAUGAUGGUGAAAAGAAUACAGUUUCUUUUCCUAUAAACACAAUGAGUGAUAUUAUAUAUCCAACAGAUCUUGAAGGUGUAGUAGAUAAGAUUUUUGAGGUGGAGCCUUUAGCUUUAAAUUUUAUUGUAACAGGAAGAGGUCAUAAAUUUCUUAGAAUGAUUUUAAAGUCAACUUAUUAUUUAGGGUACCAUCUUUUAACAACUUUAUUAUCUUUUUGGACAGGAGGCACUAAGUUCCAUCAACAUUGUGAUAUGCAUCAUGCAAAUAUCCUUACAAGAUUUCCAUCUAGUUGGAAUAAAUAUAGUUGGAGGAAGUAUUUAAAUAAUGUUUUAAAGCAUUUAGACCAGAGAUAUUUUACUAUAAUAGAUGUAGAUUAUUCUUAUGAGAGUGAUAUGAAGAUCACAAACUUGGAAGAGGACAUAGAGAGGCUUCCGGAUAAGAAUCCUUGCCAGCAUCCAUCAGUAAUAGAGAAUAAUUUUCAGGUAUCUAGGAAUGACUACGAGAGGAUUAUGGAUCCUUUAUGUAGUUUCCAUAUGUCUCUUCGUAGGUUCUCAGAGGUUAUUUCAGAUUCAUAUCCUUCUAAGACGAUUUUUUCUGACUUUUCAUCAAAUUACCAGGACAUUAUGAAGAUUCACAACCAUACUAUGGAUUAUUGUGACGAGAUGAAGAAUAUUACUAAGGAUCUGAACGACAAGGGAGAAAAUGAUCUGAGUUCAGGUUUUAGGAUAAUUCAGAAUUUGAGAAAGGUGAUUUGGAACUCCAUUCUCGCACUUGAGCAAUUUGAAGUAAAUGAUGGCGAGGAUUUGGGGCAAAAGGAUUUGCUUAGCAGAUUUCUCUUCUCUGGAUCAGACUUGAACUUAAGCUCGGAUUCGAGCUCAGGCUCAGGCUCAGGCUCAGGCUCAGGCUCAGGCUCAGACUCAGGCACAGUCACAGGCACAGGCUCAGGCUCAGGCUCAGGCUUGGACUUGGACUCAGACUUAUACUCAGACUCGGGUUCGAGCUCAAGCUCAAUCUUAGAAUCAGACUCUGCCCUAACAUCAGGCCUAGGAUCAAGCUCAAGGAAUCUAAGGAGAAUAGAGAUAUCAAAUAGAGGGAGUAUUAGUAGUGAAUCAACGCCAGUUUCAACAGAAAUGGUAUUAAAUCUAAAAAAGGAAAAGAUUUCUUUACCAAAUUUCACUGUAAGGCUGAUACCUACAAUGCUCCCUUCAAUUCCAGAACAAACUCUGAGCUUUUACUGUAUUGCAGUCUCUACCAAAAAGCUUUUGGACAUACCAUCCUUAAGGUUUACUGACUUACUUAACUUCUUACUACAAAGGUCUUCUCUUGAGGGUUAUAUUAGACAGGUUCAUUUUGGUUCAAGCUUCGAAGAAUUUGAACCAACAAGGAACAAACUCCAAUCUGUUGAACAUUUAAAGUUGGAAUGUAUGAAGAAUCCUGAGAAUAAAAGUAUCAUUUUGAGAAUGAUGCCUUUACUGUAUUCUAAUCAAGAUAUGAUUUGCCCAAAAAAUGUAUGUAUUUCAGUUAAACAUUAUGACAUUUUUGAGUCAAUGGUAUCUGUUUUCAGAUUCCAUUUGAACCAUUUAGUUUCUACAGUUUAUCACUUGGGAGAUUCUUAUAAAAGUAUUGAAGACCGAAUGAUAAACAUUAAAGUUUGGAUAGUGGAAAGGGAUCCAAUAUCAAACAAAUCUGAAAAGAAGCUUUUGACAUUAAGUUUAGACCAAAUCAAUUCAAUAAUCGAACUUUACCAUUUUUGUGUUAGAGACAGGUUUUAUAGUUCCUUAUCCUAUGGACAGCUUAAAUGUAAAACUAUUCCAGAAUUUGAUAAAUAUGGUAAAGACUCUAAUGGACUUUUAAUAUUGGAGUUUUCUUCUAUAUUUAAUGAAUAUUAUAGCUACAUUAUAUUUCCCUGGAUCUACAACAGUAACUUUUCCGUUUUUGAAUCAGAAUUUUCCUAUAAGGAAAUAAAUGGUAUUUCCGUGAUUGGCCUUGUAAAUUCUCCAGAAAUUUCUAGAGACAUAAAUAAUAAAAUCUCAGAAUAUAAUGAGGUAUUUAUUCAUAAAGGAAACACAUGUAUUUAUAAUUACAACUCUAGAAUAGUUGAAUAUAAGGCUCCACCAAGUGUUAUUAAAAAGGUUUCAGAAACACAUGAACACUUAUAUAGAAGGAGUUUUAAUGGAUAUGACAAUAUGGAAAUGAAUAAUUUAUUAGUAUUUUCUUUAAAGGAAAAUAAAGUUAGUUUUUAUGCUUGGCUAAAGGAUAUAAUAGAUAAGAUAGAAAUUGUUAACGAUAAGUAUAAUAAAUCAGAGAAAGUUACUUUCUCUUCUAUUCCAAAGUUCCAUCAAACAGAGAUAAUUACUUUAACUGGUAUUAUAGUUAAAACCUUUAAAUCAAUUUGGAUUCCUAACCCAGAAUGUAAACAUUAUAGUAGAUUGAAAACGGUUUGUUUUCCAAUGUUUUGUGGGUUAUCUAGUAAGAACAUAAUUUUAAAUUUGGACAAAGAUAAGAGAGUUAAAGGCAUUAAGUUUUUAUUUGGCCAAGAUAUUAAGGUAUUGAAUGCUUACAACGAAGUUAAUAAUUUUAACAAUGAGGCAGCCGGAAUCUCAGUUAGUGACGGUGGGUCUUCUGAGGUUGAAUUGGUUAAUUUUAAUCAUACUUUACCAAAUAACUGUAAUGGCAAUUUUGAUGAAGCUAAUGACAUGAUCACUGUAGCAUCCACUUUGGAGUAUUUGACUACAAUCAUUGUUACGGAUGGUUCCUUGGAUCCAUUAAAACUUUUUUCUUCAAAUAGUGGUGAUACUUAUUACAAAUACUUUAAAAUGACAUUAGAAGAGAUCAUAUGGAAUAUAGAAAAGUCUUGUGAGUUAUUGCAAUCUUAUUCAGGGUCAAAGAACCAAAUUUGUUAG
This is a messenger RNA of Cryptosporidium ubiquitum, 5787 nucleotides long. RefSeq lists its product as uncharacterized. The transcript has a single exon. The coding region runs from base 1 to 5787 and encodes 1928 amino acids. The record is from RefSeq and is a predicted model, not a curated record. NCBI's taxonomy places the organism in Eukaryota, Apicomplexa, Conoidasida, Eucoccidiorida, Cryptosporidiidae.